Labeo rohita (rohu) is the source of this 6469-nucleotide messenger RNA. RefSeq names its product ELKS/RAB6-interacting/CAST family member 1b (gene erc1b). NCBI's taxonomy places the organism in Eukaryota, Metazoa, Chordata, Actinopteri, Cypriniformes, Cyprinidae. Gene Ontology annotation, biological process: neuromuscular synaptic transmission; maintenance of presynaptic active zone structure; regulation of synaptic plasticity. Gene Ontology annotation, cellular component: cytoskeleton of presynaptic active zone. Bases 371 to 3790 code for a protein of 1139 amino acids. Gene Ontology annotation, molecular function: structural constituent of presynaptic active zone. The record is from RefSeq and is a predicted model, not a curated record. The transcript has 20 exons.
ACGUCACUUGAAGCGCCCUGGCUGGUAGCUCUGGCAAAGAGAGGAAGAAAACGACAGAAGUACUCUAAAACAGGGCUUUCCCCGCGGUUAUCAGCUCUCAAAGUGAUAACGGUCCGUCUACAACAAUAGAAACAGGCACAGCCAUCUCGCCAAACCGGACUAACCUCUUGUGGAAGAAGGAAUAUAACAUGACCAGAUUAAACGGAUAAACCACAGCCAGUUUUCAACAUCCAGAAUCAUAUGGUGAAAAUGAAACAUCUGCAUCUUUGAAUGCAUAAAUAAGAUAAAAGUAGAUCACAGAGCCUUCAAGGUUUACAGAAAUCAGUCCAUAUCAUCCUUUUCUCUUCACUCUUGUCUGGUCAAAACCACCAUGUACGGUAGUGCCCGAUCCGUGGGCAAAGUGGAAGGCAACCACAGCGGCGGGAGCAAUCAGAGUCCCGGACGCUCGCCUCGUCUCCCUCGCUCGCCCCGCUUAGGCCACCGCCGCACUAACAGCACAGGGGGCAGCGGAGCUGGAGCGGGAGGUCCAGGUGGUAAAACCCUUUCAAUGGAGAACAUCCAGUCUCUCAAUGCUGCCUACGCCACAUCCGGCCCCAUGUACCUGAGCGACAACGAGGUGGUGGCCUCCGGCCCGGACCUGCCGAAGAGCACCAUGACUCUGGGUCGCUCCGGAGGCCGGGUGCCUUACGGCGUUCGCACGACCGUCAUGGGAUCCAGCCCGAACAUCUCCACCGGGGCCCCCGGCUCUGUUCCCACCGAUGCCAUCGCUUUCGGAGACCACCAUAUGCCUUCCACCCUUGCGUCCACUGUGCCUCAUUCGCUGCGCCAAGCGCGGGACAACACCAUCAUGGACCUGCAGGCCCAGCUCAAGGAGGUGCUCAGGGAGAACGAGCUCCUGCGGAAGGAGGUGGAUGUGAAGGAGAGCAAACUUAGCUCUUCCAUGAACUCCAUUAAGACCUUCUGGAGCCCCGAGCUGAAAAAGGAGCGCGCCCUGCGCAAGGAUGAGGCGUCGAAGAUUGCCGUGUGGAAGGAGCAGUACAGAGUCGUCCAGGACGAGAACCAGCAUCUCCAGAUGACCAUCCAGGCCCUCCAGGAUGAGCUGCGGAUCCAGAGAGAUCUGAACCAGCUGUUCCAGCAGGACUCCAGCGUUCGUCCCGGCGAGCCCCUGACCGCUGAACUGACCGAGGAGAACUUCCAGCGCCUGCACGGUGAGCAUGAGCGGCAGGCCAAGGAACUUUUCCUCCUGAGAAAAACUCUGGAGGAGAUGGAGCUGCGCAUCGACACUCAGAAACAGACGCUGUGUGCUCGAGACGAGUCCAUCAAGAAGCUCCUGGAGAUGUUGCAGAGCAAAGGGCUGUCGGCCAAGGCCAGCGAGGAGGAUCAUGAGAGGACGCGGAGACUGGCCGAUGCCGAGAUGCAUAUCCAUCACCUGGAAAGCCUUUUGGAGCAGAGAGAGAAGGAAAUGGUCUUGCUGAGGGAGGAUCUUCACAGACGAUUUGAGGGAGCUCCAGAAUCUGCCAAAACCAAGGCCUUGCAGACUGUCAUCGAAAUGAAGGACUCUAAGAUCAGUUCUCUGGAGCGCGGCCUGAGGGACCUGGAGGACGAGAUACAGAUGCUCAAGUCAAACGGGGCUCUCAGCACGGAGGAGAGAGAGGAAGAGAUGAAACAGAUGGAGGUCUACCGCAGUCACUCCAAGUUCAUGAAAAACAAGGUAGAGCAACUGAAGGACGAACUGGCGCAGAGUGAAGCGCAGGGCGAGGAGCUGAAAAAGCGGGCGGCUGAGCUGCAGCAAGAGGUCUCUGCAAUUGACCAGGUGAAGCAGGAUCUCUCCAGGAAGGACACUGAGCUCUUGGGCCUGCAGACUAAACUAGAGACGCUCACCAAUCAGUUUUCUGACAGCAAACAGCACAUCGAUGUACUCAAAGAGUCUCUCACUGCCAAAGAACAGCGUGCUGCCAUCCUGCAGACUGAGGUCGACGCUCUGCGUUUACGUCUGGAGGAGAAGGAGGCUACGCUGAAUAAAAAGAGCAAGCAGAUUCAGGAAAUGUCAGAGGAGAAGGGCACGCUCAAUGGAGAAAUCCACGACCUCAAAGACAUGCUUGACGUCAAGGAACGCAAGGUCAAUGUCCUGCAGAAGAAGAUUGAGAACCUGCAGGAGCAGCUGAGGGAUAAGGAGAAGCAGAUGACCAGCUUGAAGGAGCGCGUCAAAUCCCUGCAGGCCGACACUUCAAACACGGACACGGCCCUCACCACGCUGGAGGAGGCCCUGGCCGAGAAGGAGCGUAUUAUCGAGCGUCUGAAGGAACAGAGGGACAGAGACGAGAGAGAGAAGGGCGAAGAACUGGACAGCAGCAAGAAAGAGCUCAAAGAGCUGAAAGAGAAAGUCAGCGUACUGCAGGGAGAGCUGUCCGAUCGCGAGGCCUCUCUAUUGGACCUGAAGGAGCACGCCUCGUCCCUGGCCUCCUCUGGACUGAAGAAGGACUCCAAGCUGAAAAGUCUCGAAAUCGCUCUUGAGCAGAAGAAAGAGGAAUGCAGCAAACUUGAGAGUCAACUCAAGAAGCGCUCUGAGCUCAUGUCAGGCCAUCCCUUCAAUCUUGCUCAGUCCAUCGCGGUUGAGGCUCAGGCAAAUGCGGGACUGUCGGAGCGCAUUGCCACGCUCGAGCAGGAGGUGGCGCGUUACAAGGAGGAUGCUGGGAAGGCACAGGCCGAGGUGGACCGGCUCCUGGAAAUCCUCAGAGAGAUGGAGAACGAAAAGAACGACAAGGAUCGCAAGAUCAGUGAGCUGGAGAGGCAAAUGAAAGACCAAAGCAAGAAGGUUGCCAACCUGAAGCACAAAGAGCAGGUGGAGAAAAGCAAGAACGCCCAGUUGAUGGAAGAGGCUCGUAAGCGAGAGGAUAACAUGAACGAGAGUUCUCAACAGAUCAAGGAUUCUCUGCGGCAAAAGGACGAUCGCAUCGAGGAGCUGGAGGAGGCCUUGCGUGAAAGCGUACAGAUCACGGCCGAGAGAGAAAUGGUGUUGGCGCAAGAGGAAUCUGCUCGUGCAAACGCUGAGAAACAGAUGGAAGAGCUGUUGGCCGCCAUGGAAAAGGUGAAGCAAGAGUUGGAGUCCAUGAAGGCCAAGCUGUCGUCCACCCAGCAGUCCCUGGCCGAGAAGGAGGCCCACCUGACCACACUGAGGGCAGAGCGCAGAAAGCACCUGGAAGAGGUGCUGGAAAUGAAGCAGGAGGCGCUAUUGGCAGCCAUCAGCGAGAAGGACGCCAACAUCGCUCUUCUAGAGCUGUCGUCCUCAAAGAAGAAGAAGACUCAAGAUGAGGUGGCUCUGCUGAAGAGGGAGAAGGACCGACUUGUACAUCAGCUCAAACAGCAGACGCAGAACCGCAUGAAGUUAAUGGCUGAUAACUAUGAGGAUGACCACCUCAAGGCCUCCAAUUCUGACCAGACCAAUCACAAACCCUCUCCAGAUCAGAUUAUCCCCCCACUCAUAGACCUCAAUCAGAACCGCAGUAAGCUGAAACUGUACAUCGGCCACCUCACGGCCCUGUGCCACGAGAGAGACCCCCACAUCCUGCAGGACCUGGCCCCGCCCUCCGCAUACCACCGCAGCCAACAGGACGCCUGGGAGGAGGAGCUUCAGAAGAUGAGCCCCGAACAGCUGGAAUCCGAGCUGGAGCAGUGUGAACGAGAGAGCGCCGAACUGCAGGAAUACGCAAACUCCGUCCUGCAACAGAUCGCCGAUCACUGCCCGGACAUCCUGGAGCAGGUGGUCAACGCUCUGGAGGAGUCGUGCUGACCGGACCGGACUGGAUCACGGAGCCGAGUCCUGCCUCCUUCUCUCUUCCUGCUUCUCCUUCCCUUUCUUCACAGGAUGCCAGCACACAAACUCCCUCACCCUCACCCACAUGCACAAAUCAAAGGACAGACACAUACGGGAAAGACUGACAGCACACAAGUCAAGUGCACGCUUGGAUUGGCUUCGGGGUGUGGGAAUGGUGGGCUUUCCUUCUGCCAUCCCCUACCACCACAUUCAUCCAGUUUACACUCACAUAAACAUGGGGAAGAAGAAACCGAAAGGGGGAAACGGGCGGCGGGGGAAGCUUAGUAUUACAAGACAUGUUCACUUAUUUAGUUGUCUGUCUUGGAAACCCGUCCUGCGGGAGGUGAAGUUCUCUCUGUGAGGGUCAGGAAAUAGUCUCCUUAUCUUGAUAUACACUAUUGCCACAGCUUUUAAAAGCUGCAGGAUUUUGAAACCGUUUUGAAGCAAUUUAGAUUUUUUUUUUUCCCUCCCCUUCCUCCUCUCCCCUUUUUUUUCUAGAUGCUUUGUUACUGACGUUAAAUUAUGGGUCAUUCGCGCAGGGCAAAACUCCUGCACUCUCAAACCAUCUGGUUUCACUCAAAACUUGGUUAAUGCUCCGGUUGUGCCAGCAGACAGUCCGUGAGGACUUAAACAUACUUUUACUAUCGUAGUCAGUAGCGGGUUUAGAUUACUCCAUCCCCCACCAUCUGGGAAUUUACUAUUGACUUGGUUACUGGCCGCUUUCCUGCCGAAGUCUCGUUCAUAAAAGUUCCGAAACGGACAAUAUGGGUAAUGUUAUCCCGCAUGCACCUGUCACCAGCUGAAGAAACCACAGCCCUGGUUUGUGUCUGUUAAAGGUGAGAGGAAGAAAAUUAUUUGCCUUGGAAGUUGUAGGUUUAUUGCUGCUAACAUUUGUCUUUGCAUGUGGCAGGUUUGGUUUGGUUAUGUUUUUUUUUUUUUUUCUCGCGGCCGGCUCUCUGAUGCCGAGGGCGGCGAAACAGAGGGUGUAUUGCCGACGCAGAUGUUGUGGACGCGGUCAUCAGAGAGCAGCUGCCACACAUCACUGGAAUAGGAAAAUAGGCACCUAUCGCUCAUUCCGUACUUUGAAAACUAUGUGGUCUCACACUGGGAUGAAGACUGGCAGUAGUUUCUUCGUUUGCUCAAUUUUCCAAAGCAAAGAGUUGGAGGCUACAGGGUUUGAUGGAUAAGGUCAAAUAAGAGUAGCUGUUUAGCUUUUAUUCCACUCUCUCCUUUCUUCUAAACAGUUGGAAGUUAUUUUUUCGCGGUUGCUUUGUGAGAUAGCAUCAAGCUUUGAUCCCAAGCAUCUCGCAUGUACCGUCAUGCUCCUGUCUUGCUCUUUGCUUGGCUUCAUAUCAUCAUCUUCAGACCCGGGCGUCUCUGUUAGCACAGCCGGCAGGUGUAUCCUCUUUCAUUUUAUGGUUAUAUGGGUCUGUAUCCGUUGGCAUUGGGUGUCUCUUUUUGGAGUGAUAAGAUACAACCUCGGUCAACUUGUGAUAAACGUAGUUCGGCCGUUGCUUUAAAGUCCAGAGUCGACUUCCUCUGUGGAUGACACUGGGUGUAACGUGCCCUCUGCUCUUUUCUUUCUAUAUCUCCUCAUCCCUCCCUCAUUCAUGCCUGUGUGUAGUUUAUGGCUCUGACCUGCUGUGCCGUGUUGUUCAUACCCCUCUCUGCACGAUAAGCCCGAUAGACAAGACAAACAGUACAAGAUCACAGCAAAUAUAAUCACUUCUCUGCUUUUCACACGCUCCCAUAUCACCAUACCACUUCUCCUCAUGCCCAUACGCACCAGUUAUGAGGGAAUCUGCCACGUGUUUUAGGGCUAAGCUUUUGCUUUACCCAGAUUUGAUUGACCUCUGAGUCAAACUGUGACUAGUGCUAGUAUAUUGUCCUCCAGAGAUUCCUGUUUGUUUGUCCCUGUGAAACACAUCCAGGUCACAUUGCACCCCAAAAUCUUGAAGGAAAAAUUAAGAAGAAAAGGAAUAAAGCAAAAUUAUUGCAAACAUUAUUUUCGUGAAAACUAAGCACAUUUUCCUUAAAAUUCGGGAAAUUAUUUUUUAUUAUUAUCAUAAUUCAUAUUAUUCCUUAAUGUCUUACUGCAUUACAGGUUUAAAAAAAAUCCUCCAAAAAUCCAAAAUAAUUGUUACAGUUGAGGUCAAAAGUUUACACCUCCUUUCAGAAUCUGCAAAAUAUUAAUUAUUUUACCAAAAUAAGAGGGAUCAUACAAAAUAAGUACUGAACUGAAUAAGGUAUUUCACAUAAAAUAUUUGCCUUGUUUGUUCUGAACAGUUCAACUACCUGCUGUUCUUCAGAAAAAUCCUUCAGGUCCCACAAAUUCUUUAGUUUUCCUGCAUUUUUGUGUAUUCAAACCCUUUCCAAUUAUGACUGUAUGAUUUUGAGAUCCAUCUUUUCACACUGAGGACAACUGAGGGACUCAUAUGCAACUAUUACUGAAGGUUCAAACGCUCACUGAUGCUCCAAAAGGAAAAAAACAUGCAUUAAGAGGCGGAGGGUGAAAACUUUUGAACAGAAUGGAGAUGUGUACAUUUUUCUUAAUUUGCCUAAAUAUCUUUUUUUUUUUCAUUUAGUACCGCCCUUCAGAGGCUACAGAAGAUGCUUACAUGUUUCCCAGAAGAUAAAAUAAACAAAAUCUAACCU